CAGCUCGCAGGAUACGACCCAAUCAACUGAAAUGCUUAUUCUAUUUCUAUGAUACGAACAAAAUCAAGACGCUGAGCUGCGCGAGGGUCAGAACAACAUUCGAGGUGCACCGGAGCCACACUCUGCAUACACACAACAAACCAGUCUCAAAUUAGUAGCCUAAUGGCAACGGAAGACAAAAGAAAAACGGCGGCGCCUCAGGCUUUACCGGAAACCGGAUCCCUUUCAACAACAACACCAUACAGCAAUCUAAACAAUAAUAAUAACAACAACAACAAUAACAACAAAGACAGCGAGGGAAGCGAAGGAGCCACAACAGCCACAUAUACAGCUGUUGAAUCUAGUGGGGCUGAAAAUAUCAUAGGAAACGGUUCUAAUUUUAAUGCUACUGGAGGCAAUAACGGCAAAUGGGUCCGUCUCAACGUUGGGGGGACGGUGUUUCUAACGACACGACAAACGCUGCUGAAGGAACAGACUUCAUUUCUCUAUCGACUGUGCCAGCAGCAAGACUUACAUUCGGACACGGAUGAAUCUGGUGCUUAUGUGAUUGACCGAGACCCUACCUAUUUUGGUCCCAUACUCAACUACCUGCGACACGGGAAGCUGGUUUAUAACAAGGAGCUGGCAGAAGAAGGUGUUUUGGAGGAGGCAGAAUUCUACAACAUCACAGCUCUGAUUAAAUUAAUCAAAGAGAAGAUUCUUGAACGAGACUCCAAGGCCACUCAACAGAUACCACCAAAGCACGUGUAUCGGGUGUUGCAGUGUCAGGAAGAGGAGCUGACACAGAUGGUGUCCACCAUGUCGGACGGCUGGAAGUUUGAGCAGGUCAGCGUGCGCGCCUGCCGAAAGCCCCGCCCCGGACUGCUCUGGACUAUGGUGAACAUUGGCUCAUCUUACAGCUACGGAACUGAGGAUCAGGCUGAAUUUCUCUGUGUAGUGUCAAAAGAGCUACACACCUCUGGUGGAGGCUUGGGAACAGAGCAGUGUCACAAGACUAAGACCCCGGACACACAGGAAGAGGAUGGACCGAGGGAGGAAGAGGAGGAGGAAGAGGGAGAGAGAAAUGCCACCUCCAAUGAGUGGAUUAGAGAUUAACAGAAACUUGUGUCAGUGUCCCAAUGGAAUUGCUUUUCCAGAUCCAUGGAUCCCGGAUGUAGGAUACAGAGAAUUUUAUUUUUCUAGAUAUCCAUUUGAUCAUGCUCUCAUGAUGCUGUUUUUACAGCCAUAAUUUUGUAGAUUUGUUGACUUGAGCAACAGUUAUUAGUGGGAGACAACAACUUCACAACCAGCAGCAAAAAAAAAAAAAGAAAGAAAGAAAAGGCACUUGAGGUAUUAUCAUUUAAGAAAAGACAGUUGCAUCUUAGUAAAUGGCAUAUUACCAAAGAGUGCAACCUAGUUAUGGAAUACUUAAGUAAAUAUGAUUCAAUUAAAACUGACAGGGCAGAACAAACCUGAACAUGAAGGAUCUGUCAUUUUUUAGAUAUCAUCGGGAAAUACAACAUGAUGGAAAGAUUGUGGAUAGAUUGUAAUCAGUUAUUCAAUAAAGUUUAGGUUUUGCACAUGCACUAUUGCAGAAGAAAAUGGUGACUCGGACACCAAUCAUACCCUGUUCCAUCUAGCACACAUGCACAGAUCAGAAAUGGGUAAAGUGCCAGCCGUGUCACCCUGGCAGAUCACCAGCAGGGCACUUUACCACCAUUUUCAGUCUGCAGGAAUGCAUUUUGAUAGUCACUUGCUCCAGCUAGAAGGUAAGGGUGUCAUUAGGGCCACUGGGAUGUUAUGGGCCUGUGAAAGUGUAUGUUGUGUGGAACCUGGGAUCUAGUAACUGUACCUUUUAACAAAGUUUUUGUUUGUUCAGCUAAUGUGCUGGAAGUUUUUGGUGGAUUGAUACUGUGUCACUUGUUCAUGUGCUUUGUGCAAAGGUUAUAUGUAUAUUUAUUUUCAAAGGAACAAGACUCUAAAUGGCAAUCAAAAUCUUUGAAAUCAACAUGCCUCAAUUCAACAAAUGAUAAAGUUAAGCACCUUCUGCUCCCUUUAGUCUAGAGUAGAACAAAUAAGCAUUCUUUGGGAGUUUUAUGUGUGGCUCGUUGAUUUGCAUGCCUAAGAUUAUUUAUUAGAAAUGCUGUAGUUCUGCACCAAUUUGCAUAAUGUAUCUGGAUGAGUGAAUUAUAAUUGUUUUUUUAAAUAAGAUUAUUAUUUUUUUUAUAAGAAUGCACAUACACAUUGUUCUUAGUUAAAAUAGACUUUAAAUAGUUUUAUUGUAAACACUUCAUUUUCAAUCUGUGUUUGUACUGGCAACAUGACCUGUUGGCAAGAGGCCUUCGAAAACAAUUUUGUUGCAGUGGGUCAGAGCAUUACUGGGUCAGUCAAUACUAAUUCUGUUCAUUUCAGCUGCAAUGCCACCAUGUUCUUGAACUGUGAGCAUAUGUAAACUCCUUGUGUCUAGACAGAGCAUGGUGAAUUAUGUGGAACAGCGAGGAGAUUUCAUAAACUCUGUGUGUAGAUGAUACAAAUGUAGAGCAAAGGUUUGAUGUGAUGCAAAAUGUUAUCAGUUUGUCACUGCAGUACACUAUUUACAGUGGGACUGGUUUGUUAAAUCUAUUCACUCUGCUUUAUAUUUCAGAAAUGUAUUUUAGUUUUGAAUGUUUAUAUUCAGUUGCAAAUUAUUUCUAUGGCCUUGUUUUGUUUUUAAGUUGGUCCUACUGUACAAACUGUGCCACUGUUUGAGUGUGAUCCUAAACUAUAACAUGAUCUUUCUGUAUUUAUUUCAGUUUAAUAAAUGUCAGAUCAUGUUUUGGUUUAUGUUGAAUUUUAGUUUUAACACAACUGUAUAUUGAAAAGUUAUUGUCCAAGAUGAAUUACAAUGCCAUUACUGUAUUUUUGCUUUAUGCAUUGGUUUGUAAGUUUUCUGUAAUAUUUGUUCUAGUCUGCUAAAAUAAUAUCCAGAAGCGUGGUCAUACAGCUUUGUUGGGGUUCUUGAUAAUUUCCUCUAUUUUUAGGCAGUUUGUUAAAUAGAAGCUUACUGUUACUUGUUUAUUUAUACAUUUUUUUUUUUUUUUUUAUACAUGUGCUUUAAUUGUAAUGUAUAAUCAGUUGUAAACUUGUAUUGAUAUGUACAUGGCAUAAUUCACAACAAAGGUUACACGACACUGCAUGUGUUGAGUUUUAGUUAGCGUUUAAAGGAUGGAUCAUUAGUAGUGCAUGUAUGUAUGCCAAAUAAAUGUGGAUUAAUGUCUUAGUCUUUUCAGCAAAGUAAAUUUUGCUCUAUAUUUUCAGCAGUUGAUUAGAUGUUCAAGCAGCAUUGUUGUGUAAAUAGAUAUCAAAAUAAUUCAAAUAAAGUUUAGAGUUUCUUUUUCAAAAAAAGAAAGGAGUGUGUGUGAAGUGUUCAUUGUUUAUUAUAUUAUUGACUAUUGCAUUACUAUCUGCAUAUUUAAAUUACAUUUGAACUGUAUGUUACGGUGGCCGACAGAGCUCAACGUGCUGCAACCUAAAGAAGACGCAAGCAAAUAGAAAAAAACGCAUGCAAAUAAAAAAACACCCGCAAAUUAAGAAAACAUCUUCAUCAGUUUCACAACACACGUGUGCUCCAAAUAUUCACAACACAACCAAAUACAGAAACGCGCUGCAAGUAACACAGAACACAACGGAAAUGUCUCCGGGGGAACCAAAUAAGUGACGAACCCCGCUGGGACGUGCUUAUUGCACGUGAGCAUCCCUAUGCCCUACUCCCUUCGAAGGGUAGACGGCAGAGCUCUUCAAGUGGGACUUUGGAGUGAGCAUGGCACUAGUGUGCCAUUUAUGUAGCCGUAUGGAACGCACUUGAUGAAGGAAGCGAUGAAAGACAACUUCCAAGGUAAUUAUUUUCACCUGGGAUGUUCCCAUGACAACGCAGCACGUUGUCCAUAAGCUGAAUAGCUGUUCUGAGGACAGAAAUAUAAUGCUGUUAUCAUAACGGUUGCAAAUAAAUGUAUUUUUACUUUACAAAAAAACUGUUAAAAUAUGCGUUUUAUAUAUCCGUUAUAUAUCUGUGUGUCAGUGUCUCAACUUUAAAACAUUGGACCCUACAUUACCUACACCUUCUUAUGAAACUUUUCUUUAUGAAAAUUUAAACAUAACAUUAAACAAUUUGUAUAGUGUAACUCAGAGCCAUGGAGAGAAUGGCUCUGGUGUAACUGAUGUAAAGAUUAAUAUCUUCCUUCAUGUUCUUCUUCUCUAUCUUUUUUAUUUAUUUUAGUUUUCAGCUCAUUGUUCUUUUCUCAUUUCUGAUGAUAUUGAACAUAUUGCUAAUACAUUUUGUAUCUUGUAUACAAGUUGUAUGUCAUAAAAAAUUAAUCUCUGUAUGUUUUGCGGAAAAAAAAGUUAAAAUAAAUAAAAUAAAGUAGAAUUUUGAGCUGUAAGCAAAGAGUAGAAGAACUAUAAAAAAGUAUAAUAUUCCAAUAUAAUAUUAUUUCUAUAUACAAUAUAUUACAAUAUUAUUUUAAUAUUAUAGUUUAUUUAUAAAAAAAAAAAUAUAGGCUUUCACUUCUUGUCAAUAUCAGUGCUUUGCUGUAAGCACGUCCCAGCGGGGUUCGUCACUUAUUUGGUUGCC
Molecule: messenger RNA, 4588 nt
Organism: Xyrauchen texanus (razorback sucker)
Lineage: Eukaryota; Metazoa; Chordata; Actinopteri; Cypriniformes; Catostomidae
Product: BTB/POZ domain-containing protein KCTD5-like
Exons: 7
Coding region: 163-1095 (310 amino acids)
Biological process (GO): proteasome-mediated ubiquitin-dependent protein catabolic process; protein homooligomerization
Cellular component (GO): Cul3-RING ubiquitin ligase complex; cytoplasm
Molecular function (GO): cullin family protein binding
Source: RefSeq, a predicted model, not a curated record